ACUAGCAGACGAUCAAUCGGGUUUUGUCAACGAACUAGGCGGUUGGAUCAGUUUGAGUUAGUUUGAUAAUGAAGAGAAACAGUGUAUUUUUAACAUAACAACGCUAAUACGUGAAACAGUAUUAACAGUUUAAUGUAAUGGACUGUAGCAAAAGCCAACUAUUUUCAUCCUGACCACUGGUCAUGGCAGACAACGGGUUCACAUUUCUAAUUAACUUUGUGAUGUCUGUAAGACGACGUCGUCGGCAGGUGGAUCGGAAGGUCACUAGUGUAAUUCUUCCUCAAACUUAAUCAAGUUUCUCAUAGGAUCUGGACAAAGGGAGUUGAUGUUUGUUUCCGGUAAAGCUAUGACUAUUGCGGAUUAAUGUUGGAAUAAAUAUCAAGAUGAAUGAUUUGGCCAAUUUUAUAUGUUUGUGGAUUAUGCUGUUCACUCAAAGGUGCCAAAAUGAGAGAGUUGACAGCAAAAGAAUAAUUAAACAACGAACAGCAAGAAUCGAAGGAGAUAUUGUUUUAGGGGCGCUAUUUCCUGUUCAUUACGCACCUCCGAAUGCCUCCGUUUUUUCUCGAGCGUGUGGACCGAUUAGGGAACUUUACGGAAUACAACGAAUUGAGACACUACUCUUUACCUUGGAUAAGAUCAACAUGAACGAUUCCAUAUUACCUAAUAUCACCCUGGGGUGUGAUAUAAGGGAUUCUUGUUGGUACUCAGCCAUCGCCCUGGAACAGAGCAUUGACUUUAUUAAAGAUGCAAUAGCAAGUAACACCGAACUGAACAAUAACCAGUCUCAUAAUAAAGGUUGCAGUGCAGAGAGGCUGGAACCCAUUGCAGGACUAGUAGGGCCUGGUUCCAGUGAGUCCACCAUCCAAGUGCAGAAUCUUUUACAAAUUUUCCACAUCCCCCAGAUAGGGUAUUCGGCUACCAGUAUCAGUUUAAGUGAUAAAAGUCGGUUUAACUAUUUUCUCCGUGUUGUUCCCCCGGAUAAUUAUCAAGCUCAAGCACUAAUUGACAUCGUAGUGCGCUUUAACUGGACUUAUAUCUCCACAGUUUAUUCAGAUGGUAAUUACGGUGAAAGGGGUAUUCAAGAAUUUGAAGUAAGGGCUCAGAAGCAUAAUGUAUGUAUAGCUGAAUCCACAAAUAUUGCCUCUUCAGCUGAUGAAAUUGCUUUUGAUAAAGUCAUAGAUCAACUUGAAAUUACACCAAAUGCUACAGUGGUCGUGUGUUUCUGUGAAGGAAUGACUGUACACAAACUUUUGCUGGCUGCUAAAAGAAAAAAUGUAGUGCACAAAUAUGUGUUCAUUGGGAGUGAUGGUUGGGGUAAUCGUCCUGAUGUUGUUGAAGGUGUAGAGGAAGAAGCCGCUGGGGGUAUCUCUAUAAAACUCUACUCGCCACAAUUAGAUGACUUCGAUGACUAUUAUUCCAGCCUGUAUCCAGAAAAUAAUAGCAGGAAUCCGUGGUUUAAAGAAUUUUGGCAGGAACGAUUUGUAUGUAGAUUAAACGCAGGAGAUGAUACUGACACCCGAUAUAAUGAAAUGUGUUCAGCUGAUUCCAACUUGGCUAACAGUAAACAGGAUUCUAAAUUAGGUUUUGUAGCAAAUGCUGUGUAUACCAUGGCUUAUGCCUUACAUAACAUGCACCAACAAUUGUGUGAUGGUAAACCAGGACUAUGUGAUGCCAUGAGACCAAUAAAUGGCAGUUUGUAUCUCGACUACUUACUUAACGUUACGUUUAACAGUUACAGUGGAGAAGCAGUUCAUUUUGAUGAUCAUGGAAAUCCCCCAGGAAGGUAUGAAAUAGUCAAUUACCAACCACAGUAUCACCCGGAUGGCAACGUCACUUACACUUACGUCAGUGUAGGCACGUGGAUGACAGGCACAUUAAGCUUAAAUAGCAGUAAAAUCCACUGGCCUGGAUCUGAGAAUACUGAUCGCAGGGAACCAGAAUCUAUUUGUAGUAAACCCUGCCCUAAAGGUCACGUCAAGGAAGUAAAGGGUUCAUCGUGUUGCUGGGUAUGUAUACCGUGUAAAGAUAAUCAGAUUGUCACUGAUAACAGUACCUGUACACCGUGUGAUCUAGGAUGGUGGCCAAAUUUUAACUUAUCGGAAUGCGAAGAAAUUCCUAUAGAAUUUACUAGUUGGCAUGAUUCAGAGGCUAUCGUUGCCAUGACAAUGGCUUGUGUGAGCAUUUUAGUUACUUGUUGGAUUGGUAGUGUGUUCAUCCGCCAUAAUAAUACACCUGUUGUCAAGGCCUCUACGCGGGAACUUAGUUACAUUAUUUUAUUUGGAAUAAUCGUGGCCUGCUGUUCUAAUUUCGUCAUAGUGGCGAAACCUUCCAUAGUCACGUGCUAUUUGUCCAGAAUAUUACCCGGAUUAGCUUUUUCAUUGAUGUAUGGGGCUCUUGUGACAAAAACAAACAGAAUCGCAAGGAUUCUAGAAGGCAGUAAGAAGAUUAUGACUAAGAAACCGCGCUUUAUGAGUGCUUCAGCGCAGGUGGUUAUAACAGGCAUCAUAAUUGGUGUAGAAAGCGCCAUAAUAACCAUUAUGUUGAUUAUAGAACCAGCAGACUCGAAAUUUGAUUAUCCGGCGCCGAAGAGAGUUCGAUUAGUCUGCAACACAACAACCUUAGGAGUGAUUGUACCGCUUGGCUUUGACCUGUUGCUUAUCUUUAUGUGUACUUUAUACGCAAUCAAAACCAGAAAUUUACCAGAAAACUUUAAUGAGGCCAAAUUUAUAGGUUUUACGAUGUACACCACGUGUGUUAUUUGGUCAGGAUUUUUUCCUAUUUACUUUGGUGGCGAGAGUAAAAGCGUCACUAUGUGUAUAUCAAUUACUUUAAGUGCCGUGGUUACGCUGGUACUCCUAUUUUGCCCAAAAGUUUAUAUCAUAAUAUGGGCACCGGAAAAAAAUACCAGAGGGGCAUUCACGACAUCCAAAGAUGUCCGCUGCCAUAUCGGUUCAAAGUCGAUGCCAUCUGCAGAUAGUUUGGAAUACAAAGAUUUACGUUAUGAUGGAUAUUUUAAAAGUGAUAUCAGCAGACCACGUGAUAAAUGGAAGAAUAAAUCAUUGGACGAAAAGAGUCUGAAAUCAGUUAUGAAAAGGACAUGUUUCCCGGAAAGUAAGGAAACGCCCUACGUCAACCAUCAUUUAAUAUCAAACCAGAGGCCAAGUCCAAUUCUUGAACUUGAGCCAAAUAGUACUCCAAAGAAACCAGGAAGGUUUUCGUCUGAAGCAGCCAACCGGAAAUCGGUUGAAGAGGAUAUUGCCGAAUUUUGUGAACAGUUUCCUGAAUACGAGGAAAAGGAAACGAGUUUGUGUGAAAGGCCAAAUAGAUAUUCAAACAAACCUAUGAAAGAUUCUCAGUGCCAAACUGAUUAUAACGUGUUUAUGACUUUAGAACCAACAUGCAGGAGACGCAUCAGGUCUCCCUACACCUCACCUAUUAGCAAACGAUGCCCAAGAAUCAUCCAAAACCCACCUGCUCAAGCCCAACAUGACUUUUUACCCACCAACUCUCAUAGUAAGAGCAAUCGGAGCUCCAAUAAUUCCGACCAGAUCCGCUCUAGGGAUCCAUCAACUCCAGAGACGUAUCCCCUUUUAGAUUGGGAAGAUGAGAUUUCUCCGAAAGAGGCUGAUAAAACUUUUUCAGAUAGUCACGAAUUUGAUGAUAUGUAUACUUUAGAGUGUUCAAUAUCACCGAGUCAUUGUAGUAAAGAUGGUAAUUAUAAAUCAAAAUAUCACAAAAAAUCAAGUAACGGUUCUUCAGUUUGUGAACCUCUAGUUCUUCAUAACGCGUAUGCCAAAAGCAAAGACAGUUUACUGAAUAAAGACCUCUCUCCGACGAGAGAAAAGGCCCGUCGAUAUUUCGAUUCAGUAAAUACAAACUCCCCAAACAGAUCAGGGUGUGGUAUAAGUCAUAGUUCUGUAAGUUCUGGUGCUAGUUUAGAUAAUUUAACAGAUGAACGUUAUAAUAUAUCAUUAUCGGCUCUAGAAAACGAAGAGAAAGGUGUGGCUGAUUUUCAAGAGUAUCUUCAAAAACGCGGACUUCAACUUGAUAUGUCAUCUGUGCAAACAAGUGACUUAUAGUUAAGAAAGAUAUAUGUAAUAAUGAUAUGUACAUGGGAUCUAACUUUCUCUAUUUGGGCCAGAAGUUUUGGAGAAAAUGUUUGUUUAGGGCAAAUAAUGAUUAUUUGGUGGCACAAAUUGUAAGCUUCACCCGUGCGUCUGGGUGUGUGUGAGGGUGUGUGUGUGUGUGUGUGGUUUUGUUCUAAUAACAAUGCCAACGAAUUCAAUUACUGUUCUUAACUGUUUUAUCUAUCAAUUUCUUAAAAUUGUGCCACAUCAAGGUCCCAAAUGUGCAUGUUAUCAUCUGUAGUUCACGUUAUGGCCACAAUAUCAACAUCCAUUUCAUGUUCUUGUGUUAUACAAACAUUUUGAUUGUAAUAUUUAUAUAAAGUUUUUGAAUGAAUAUUUUUAAAAGUUCA
Molecule: messenger RNA, 4477 nt
Organism: Patella vulgata (common limpet)
Lineage: Eukaryota; Metazoa; Mollusca; Gastropoda; Patellidae
Product: metabotropic glutamate receptor 5
Exons: 8
Coding region: 384-4079 (1231 amino acids)
Biological process (GO): G protein-coupled glutamate receptor signaling pathway; regulation of synaptic transmission, glutamatergic
Cellular component (GO): postsynaptic density membrane
Molecular function (GO): G protein-coupled receptor activity involved in regulation of postsynaptic membrane potential; adenylate cyclase inhibiting G protein-coupled glutamate receptor activity
Source: RefSeq, a predicted model, not a curated record